AUCUGGUCGCUGCCUUUGCGUCUGAUGCACUCCGGCUGGCCGGCGCGCAACGGCCCUCUGCUCUCACUACCACCAUCGACGCACCGCCACUGCCACCGCCGCAUCGCCGUUCCCUGCAGCGACAAGCGUCGCCGAACACCAUCGCCAUGUCUGCCGAGGUGGGCACACAGUGCGCGCCGCAGCUGCCGCCGGGCCAGCAGCACUCGCUCGAGGUCUGGGUCAAGGUGCCGCCGCCUUCGGGCGAUGAGGCCGCAGCCGCCGGACGGCGCCGGCUCGGCCUGACGCACGCGAGCGACAACAGCGUACGCUUCUACCACUUCGCUUUCCUCUACCUCCACGAGACGCUCGGCGUUGGCGAUGCCGACUCGGCCAGGCUGCAGUCGAUGCAUGAGCGCGCUGAUGACCCCAGAUUCGCCGCACGCGCUCGCGACGGGCUGUACGCGUUCCUGCCCUAUCGCCACACGAUGCUGGCGCCGGCAGCUGCAAGCUGGACCCUGGGCGACGCUGCGCUGCUGCCCGUGGCGCACCUGCUCGGCAUCAUCGCCGGCGACGGCAGCGAGGACGGUGCUCCAGGAGCAGGUCGGGCCGCUCAAGCCGUACGCCCUGCGCCGCCGCCCGGCCGAGCUCGAUCUCGCGCGCUUGACGGUGGAGUUCAACCGCGACUCGAACCACGCCUCGAGCCCACUGUCACUUGCGCAGAGAGACCUGGCAACUCUGUCGCUGGCGGCUAUGGCGCGCCAAGCUUCGAGCACGAGCAUGCAUGAGACAAGCUCGACUUGGACUGUCACCAUCACAGAAGAUCAGCUCCGCAAGUUCGGCGGCGCGACCGGCUCGCGCUUCCCUCUGCCUGCCAUCGUCUAUCCUGUGCGUGCUCCCCAGGACCGGAAGGCACGCGGCGAUCUACGGCAGAGCCUGUGGGACUUCUUCGAGGAGCGUGAGGCCAUGGGCGCGCGAGUGCUUCGCCUGCCCGGCGAGGAGCGCAACGAUGGGCACUGGUCCGGCCGUGCGUGCAGUCUCAGCGGCGCAGAUCUCGACUCCUGCGAUGCCAGCCAUUUCGUGCCCCAGAAAGUCGGUCCCGCGAUCUUCGCCAACGCCAUGACCGCUCUGCGCGACGCGCCUCAGAACGUCGAGGGCGCAGAGCACCUUGAGCGUAACGAGAUGCCGCUCCUGGACUCGCGCCAUCUCUCGGCUCUCACGCUCGGAGGAGCGCCCGUCUCGCCAGACUGCAUCAGCGCGGCCGUCAACGGCCUGUUCUUGCGCAUGGAUCUGCACAGGCACCUCGACAUGCACACCAUCGUCUUCACGUCCAGCCUCCGCUGCGCGCACAUCACCAGGCCGCGAGCCCGAGCUCAGCAGGGCGAGCCGAUUGGACGCGAUCGUGCGAUCCUCGAGCCCAUCUCUGGAAAGGAGACAGUGCACCACACUCAGAUCGCCGCCAUCCACCUCGCCUCUCUCGGCGCGAUGAGCGCCUUGUACCUGUCGAGUCAUCUUUGCAAGGACUUCGCCGAUCAAGGCGCGAAGCGGGCCGCAAGUCACCUUGGGCUCAGCUCGCGUGCGGCCAAGGUGGUCCGGUUCGACGAUGCCACCUCCAGCGCAGGCGAGGGCGACGGUCCCACGGAUGUAGGACAGUCGCAGGACGGCAUGGGCGUGGUUGACGAGUCGGGCGGUGAAGAUUCGGAAGAGUUCCUCAGCGAGGAAGAGCGAUGGCAGAAGGCUUUGCGCCAGCGUCAGGCGGAAGAGGAGCAGGAUGGCCUUGGCGCAUACCGCUUUGCUCUGUUCAUGGUGGCGGCGCACCAGAAAUUGAAGACGGCUAGAUGAGAGGGGCGCACGGCUGCACAGGGACACGAGGGGGCGAGCUGGGCCCAAGGAGAGAAGGAGCAGGAGGGCGAGCGACAAUAUAUACAUUUCUA
This is a messenger RNA of Tilletiopsis washingtonensis, 1910 nucleotides long. RefSeq lists its product as hypothetical. The record is from RefSeq and is a predicted model, not a curated record. Bases 358 to 1818 code for a protein of 486 amino acids. NCBI's taxonomy places the organism in Eukaryota, Fungi, Basidiomycota, Exobasidiomycetes, Entylomatales. The transcript has a single exon.